GAUAGUAAAAUAUCAACUGCAAGAUAAUUUUUCAAUUAGUAUCAAUAUUACCUAUUCAAAUAUAUAUACAUAUAUAUCAUUAAUUUCAUAACUUUUUAAACAAAAAGCGAAUGAAAUCAACCUAUAUCACGAAACAAUUUCAAUAUUUCAAUAAUUUUAAACCAUGAAACUAAAUCCCCUUUUAACUACCUCAAUUUCGUUAAUAAUACGAACAGUAAUCGCUUAUACUUCACCUCAAAAUACAAAUAAAAUUGUAUCCCAAAAUCUAGUUGCAAAUAUUAGUACUUUAUGGGAAAAUAAAGGUGAUACAAAUUAUCAAUUAAAUGGUGAUUUAACUGUCAACAAUAAUGUAUACUUUUUCCUUACCAGUUAUAAUUUUUAUGUCAAUGGUAAUUUUUUAAAUAAUGGUACCUUCUAUAUAGCGAAUGGAAUGGCUUGGCCAAAUUAUUAUAAAGGUGCCGGUGGACAAACUAUGGAUAUCAACUAUUGGUUCACUCCGUCUGGGACCAAUGUCGGUACUUUUUAUAAUUAUGGUACUUUUAUAGUUAAUGAUAAUUGUACUUCAGGUGGUCCAUCAUAUUAUUGGUUUGGUAAUAAAUUUUAUAAUAAAGGUACCAUCAUAAUGGGUGGUGCACAAUUAAAAGAUGGUGCAACCAUGCAAAUUCAACCUAAAGGUACUGGUUCAUUUUUAAUAAAUGAAGGUAUCAUUCAAUAUACUCAAUAUCAAUUAGCAAAGAAUCCACCAAGUACAUAUUAUGGUUCUAGAGCUAAUUGUGAUACUAGUGUUCCAACAAGUAUUAAUAAUGGUACAAUUUGUUUGUGGCAUAAUAAUGCUUUAUUUCAAGCUAAUGCGUAUGCAGGAAAUGGUUGUAUUGUGGUAGAUGAAUUAAGUACUUUAUCACUUCAAUGUGCUCAAUCUUGGGAUAGUGAUGGUAUUAAUCAACAAACUGUUUAUCUUGCAUCCAAUACAUCUGUUCUUGAUUUCUACACUACAGGCUCAAAUUAUGUAAAUCCCAAACCAAUUGUACUUAGAGGUUGGGGUAACAAUAAUACCAUACUUUUCAAUUCUGAUGGUACAGGAUAUCCUCCAACUUGGGUAUACGAUGGAACAUUACUUAAUAUACAAGUUCAUGCCGUUGGUAAAUGGAUAACAUAUGUGUUCGACAUUGGUCCGGACUAUGACACUACUAUCAUAAACAGACUUUGGAAUUCUAAUUCUCAAUAUACUGGAACACCUUUUGCAGGAAAUGAUCAGACCACUUGGAAUAAUAGAUGGGCUUUUUACUAUAAUGCUCCAGUUCCAAAUUCAAGACCCUUGGUGUGUCAAACAUGUCCCGGUCCUUUGCAAUAUCCGAACGUAAAUGCAAUAUUAGAUCCAAAGACAACCUAUACUACCACUUAUACUAGUACUGCAUCAUUUGGAUCAAUUGAAACCAAUUCUGGAGUUGUUAUUGUAACAACAGAUACAGUUGGAUCCUAUACUACAAAAACUUCAUUGUAUCCUCCACCACCUUACACGACCUACACCACUACGUAUACCAGUACUUUAACAGAUGGGAGUGUUAAAACUCGUUCUGGGGUUGCUGUUGUAACAACUGAUACAGCAGGGUCUUAUACUACAAUGACUUCCUUCUACUCACCACCACCAUAUACCACCUUCACUUCCACAUUUGCCAGUACUUUAACGGAUGGAUACGUUGAAACUCAUUCGGGCAUUGUUGUUGUUACCACCAAUUCGGUUCAACAAUUAACUACCACAACUUCAAUGUUUACAUCACCAACUUAUCCAUCAACCACUUACACUAGCACAUUUGAAACUACUUUGACAGAUGGAUUCGUUGAAACUUAUUCUGGGAUUGUAGUUAUUUCCACCAAUUCUAUAAGAGAACCAAUAACUACUAUUUCAAUGUUCCCAACACCAACUUAUCCAUUAACGACUUACACUACCACAUUCACCAGUGUUUACCUAGACGGCGUUAUUCACACUAAAUCUGCUAUUGUAAUUAUUUCCACCAAUUCUAUACGAGAAAUAACUACCAGUACAUCUUUCUUACUCGAUGAUAACUUCAUUACACCUACUGCUGUCGAAUCUAAUAUAGAAGAUAAAUCUAGCAUACAUGAAGUUCUUGAUACCGUAAGUACCGCCACUAUUGGAUCUGACCUACCCAUGAUUAGUUCCGAAUAUUCACUCAUAAGUUCUUUAUCAAUCAUACCUUAUGAGUCUUCUACACAUAAUAGCGAAACCUCAGAUAUUGAAUCUAUUGGAUCUGUGGCUCGUUCAGAAUUUGAUUUAGUUGAUCCCGAAUCUGCUCUCAUAACUUCCAUAUCAAUCGAUCCUUACCAGUCAUUAUCCAGUGCCGAAUUCUCAAUCAGGGAAUCUGAUGAAACAGAGAAAAGUUCGGAUCUUCCAUUCAUAGGUUCGACGUUAUCUAUCCCUUACAUGUCAUCUACAUACAGUAGCUUAAUUUCAAUUAUUGAAUCUGAUGAAUCUAUGGUUAGUUCAGAACAUGAUUUGGUUAGUUCCAAAUAUCCAUACCAAAAUUCUAGUUCAUGGAGUCCAUAUGCGUCAUCCACAUACAAUUCUGUAUUAUCAUCCUAUAAGUCAAUUGAAUCAGAUAUCAAUUCAGAAGAUGAGUUCCUUAGUUCUGAAUCUACACUAAUAAGUUUCUCAACCAUCAAUCCAUACCAGUCAUCCGAAUACACUACCAAAUUCUCAACCAGUGAAUCUGGCGAGUAUUCGGUCAGUUCAGAAUCCGCUUUCUUAAUUUCAUCCCUAUCCAUACCUUAUGAGUCAUCUGAAUAUAACACCAUAGUCUCAAUCAUUGAAUCAGAUGAAACUGUGGUCAGCUCGCAUUCUGGUUCCAUGGGUUCCACGCCAACGAUAUUUUACGAAUCAUCUACAUAUGGCGCUAAAUCCUCAAUAGUUACACCAGAUACGGCUGUGAUUAGUUCAGAAUAUAGUUUCAGCAGUCCCAAAUAUCCAUAUCUGAAUUCUACAUCAUUGAGCGAUUAUACAUUAUCCACAUACAGUACCGUAUUUUCGAUCAUUGAAUCUUUUCAAUCGCUCGUUAUUUCAGAACCUACAUUCAUAAGUUACGUAUCAUCUAUCCCUAAUGAACCAACUUCACGUAACACCCUAUUAUCAACCACGAAGUCUGUCGAUUCAGUGGCUAGUUCAGGAUCUCCUUCAAGAUCCUUGGCUUAUGGGUCAUCUACAAAUAGCGCUAUAUUUUCAGUUAUUGAGUCCGAUGAUUCAGUUGUUGCUUCCGAAGAUUAUUUCAUUAAUGCGGAGCCAUCCGUGACAAGUUCUACAUUUUCCACAUCUUAUGAAUCAUCUGCAUACAUCAGCUUACUGUCAACUAUUGGACCUGACGAUUCUAUAGUCAGUUCAGAAUCUUCGCUCGCAAGUUUCACAUCAUCCAUUGCCAACGACUCAUCUUCAUAUAAUACCAUCUUCAUCAUGGAGUCUGAUACAAUCGUGGCUAGUUCACCAUCGCAUUUAAUAAUUUCCACUUUAACAAGACUUUACGAAUCAUCUACAUACAUUGGUAAGUUCUCUAUAGUUUCAUCUGAUGAAGCCGCUUUUAGUUCAGAGGAUGGUUUUAUUAGUCCCAAAUAUUCAUACGUGAAUUCAACAUCAUCGAAUCCUUAUACGUACAGUACAAUAUUCUCAACGAUUGAAACUGAUGGGUCUGUAAUUAGUUAUUCCAAUACUUUUGCUUCCGAAUUUUCAGUUAGAAGUCUUUCAUCAAUAAACCCAUACGAAUCACCUACUUCUAUUGUAGAAUCUGAUGAAUCUAUGGUUAGUUCAGAAGAACAGCUAGUUGCUUCAGAUUUUCUAUUUUCUACAUCAUCCAACCCUUGCGAGUCAUCCUCAUAUACCACUAUCUUCUCAGUCAUUGAAUCCGAUGAAUCAGUAAUUACUUUGGAAGCUAAUGAUGUUGGUCUCAAAUAUCUGUACCUGAAUUCCACAUCAUCCAAAGCUUACCCGUCAUAUACACAUAGUGCCGUAUUUUCAAUCAUAUCUGGUGAGUCAAUCAUUAGUUCAGUUUCUCCAUUUAUAAGUUCGACCACAUGCUUCCCUCAGGAGUCAUCUACAUACAGAACCACUAUGGAGUUUGAUGAAUCUGCGUUUAGUUCAGAAUCUUCAUUUGUGAGAUUAAAAUCACCCUACCAUAAUGAAUCAUAUACAGACAGUAGUGUAUUUCUGCUUAUAGAGUCUCAUGAACCAAGCUUAACUUCACAAGAUGGUUUCAAUGGUCCAGAAUCUCAAUUCAUAGGGUCCACGCCAUCCAUCUCCCAAGAUUCACCUGCAUAUAUCACCACAUUUUCAACUAAUGUAUCAGACGAGCCUGUGAUCAAUUCAGAUGAUGUAUUUAUUGGUUCAGAAUCUCUGCUCUUAAGCUCAACGUCAUUUCUCCUUCACAAAUCAUCUUCAUUCAGUACUGUAUUCUCAUCUAUUGAAUCUGAUGAAUAUGCAAGUAGUUCAAAAUUUCGAUAUAUCAAUUCGACAUCAACCAUCCCAUACGAAUCAUCGAAAUACAGCACUGCAUCCUCUAUUACUGAAUCUGAUAAACCAGUUGUUGCUUCGGAACAUGAAUUUCUUAUUUCACCAUCUCCACAUGAGAGCUCUAGAGAAUCUUUCACCUACAAGUCAUCUGCACAUAGUGAGGUAUCUUCAUUUACUAAUUCCCAUGAAGUUGAAGACAGUUUGACUAGUUCAGAAUUUCCAUUCAUAAGUUCUACACCAUAUAUCCCUUACGAGACAUCUACAUACAGUGCCAUAUUCUCAACUAUGGAUAUUAAUGAAUCCGAUAUGAGUUCAACAUUGAGAUCUACGUCGUUUAGUCCACGUGAAUCAUAUACAUACAGCAGUAUAAUUUUAUCUAAUGAAACUGACGAGACAAGUUCUGAAGCUAGCUCACAAUUGUCAUUAUUAAAUUCUACAGCAUUUGAAGCUCACGAGUCAUAUACGCCUAGUGUCAUAUCCAUAGUUACUGAGUCCAUUAAAUUGGAAGAUAGUUCCAUUAAUUCCGAGACUCUAUUCAUGAUUACUACAGUUUCCAUAAAUGAAAAAUCGUCUACGCAGAACAUCACAUUGUCCAUAGUAGGAUCUAGCGACUCUGUGGCUAGUUCUGAAUCUCCAUUUAUAAGUUUUACCACAUCCAUCCCAUACGAGUCAUCUACACAUAGUUCCAUAUUCUCGGUUAUUGAAUCCGAUGAAUCUGUGGUUAGGACAAAGUCUUCACUCGUUAGUUUUUCAUCUGACAACCAUUACGUAUCAUCUACAUACAUCACAGUAUUAUCGAGUAAUGAGUCCACUGAAACUGUUGUUAGCUCGGACUAUUUAUUAGUAAAUUCUUCAUCAUCCAUUACUAACGAAUCUUAUUCACACAGCUUCGGUUUUUCAAGUAUCGAAUCAGAUGAAUCAAUGAUUAAUUCAGAAGGUAGUUUUGUUAGUUCCACAUCAUCUGUGAAUAACGAAUCGUCUGCUUACAUUAGCUCUCUUUCCCUUAAUGUAUCUGAUGUACCUGUAUUCAUUUUAGAACCUGCGCUGCCAAGCUCUGCUUUAGCAGCGGCUUACGAAUCCUCUACGUACAACACUAUAUCGUCAACCGAAUCUCGGGAUAAGCCGAUGUCUAGUCCAGAACGUAGUUUGGUUAGUUCCGAGUCUGCAUUCAUAAGUUCUUCAUCAAUCAACUCAUAUGAAUCGUCUACACUCAGCAUCGAAUCGUCGAGCAGCGAAUCCUCAAGCAGUGACUCAGAGAUUUCAGUGUCUCAAUUCGUCAACUUUACUUCAUCAACAGCUUACGAAUCAUCUAUGUACAACAGUAUAUCAUCAAAUGAUUCACAGUAUGAGAUUGUAUCUAGUUCAGAUCGCGAGUUUUCAAACUCAGAAUCUUCUUUUAUAAGAUCCACAUCAUCCAAUCCUGAAGAUUCAUACAGCUUCAAAUUUUCAACUGUAAAAUCUCAUGAAUCAACGAUUAGUUCAGAAAGUAGUUUGUUUAGCUUUUCAUCAUUCACCGCUUUCGAAUCGUCUUCAUACAACCAUAUAUUUUCAGUUAUUGAGUCAGAUGCAUCCGAGAUUACGGCGUCUUGGUCCGUCAGCUCUAUACCAUCACCAUUUUACGAAUCAUCUACAUACAGCAUUAUAUUAUCAAAUGAUUCAAAGAAUGAGCCUGUGUAUAGUUCAGAUAGUGAUUAUUCAAGAUCAGAAUAUUCUUUUGAGAGUUAUGCAACUUCUGACCGUUACGAAUUAUCUUCACAUAGUGGCGAGUUGUGCGUUAUUGAAUCAAAUGAGUCAUCCAUUGGUUCUGAUCAUGCUUGCGAAAGUUCACAAUAUCCAUCUACAUACAGCAGCUUGUUUUCAGUCAAUAUAUCGUAUGAAUCUAUGAUCAACUCAGAAUAUACUCCUGCUAGCUAUACUUCAACAACGAUUUACGAAUCAUUUAUGCACAACACUAUUCUAUCAAGUGAUGUACAUGAAAAAUCUGUGGUUACUUCCGAAUUUGAAUUCAUAAGUUUCACAACAUCCAACCCUCAUAAUACACAUGCUUACAGCAGAAAAUCAUCAAUUAUUCAAUCCGAUGAAUUCAUGGUUAGUUCGCACGGUAGCUUGAUUAGUUCCACAGCAUCUAUUCCAUAUGAGUUCUCUUCAUAUAGCUCCAUCUUAUCAAAUGACGAAUCUGAUAGAUUUGUGGUUAGUUCAGAUGCCCCAACGUUAAGUUCUACAUCAUCAAUCACUUGCGAAUACAGUAAUGGAGUCUCGCUUAUUGAAUCUCGUGAAUCUGUGUAUAGUUCGGAGUAUGCUUACGAUAAGUCUACACCAUCAAUGCAGUUAGAAUCAUCUUCAUACAGUAGCAUAUUUCCAGUUAAUGUAUCAGACGAGUCUACUUUCAGCCCCGAAUUAAGACCAGUUGGGUCUGCACCAUCAAUGGUUUAUGAGUCAUCAACAUACAUUUCCUUUUCCUCAAUCGUUGUUUCACAUGAAUCAGCUAUUAGUUCGAAAGAUGUAUUUGUUGGUUCAGAGUCUCCAUUGGCAAGUUCAUUUGCAUCCUCCACUAGUGUGUCAUCUGCUCAUAAUAACUUUGACUCAAUUACCGAUUCGGAGAAAUCUGAGGCUAGGACAGAACCCAUGAGUUCCUUAUCGGUGAACAUUUACGAUUCAUCAACUCAGAGCACUAUUCUAUCAAAUAAUGAGUCUGAUAGGUCUGUGGUCAGUUCAACGGAUGGAUCUAUUAAACUAGAAUUUUCAUCUAUAAGUGUCACAAUGUCAGACACGUACGAGUUAUCUACAAGUGGUACCUUAUGUUCAGUUAUUGGUUCUGAGCAACAAUCCAUUAGUUCCGAUGUUAUUUUAAUCAUUUUGGAAAAUCCCGUCGCAAGUUUAACGGUGUCUACUAAGGAUGAAAUAACUAGUCAUAGUAGUAUACUUUCAAGUAUCGUAACUGGUGAAUCAGAUACAUUGAACAUUUCAGGAUCCACAGUUGUAAGUUCUACAUCGGCCAUCAUUUACGAGUCAUCUGAGUACAAUACCACGUAUUCAUCCGACAAAUCAGAUAUUAAUUCAAAGGGUAGUUUGAUUAGCUCUAGACCAUCUCUUGCUCACAAACCGUCUACUUACACUACCAGAUCAUCGGUACUUGAAUCUAAAGGUGCAGAAUCGACAUUAUCGAAGACCGGCGAAUCUGCUACACAUAGUACUAUAUCCUUAGUUCUUGAGUCAAGUGAACUGAGUUUUCCUUCAAAUGAUUAUACUUCUAGUUCAGAAUCACGUUCUACAUCAUCGAACCUGCGUGUGUCAUCUACAUACAGAACUAUCUUCACAAGUAAAAUAUCUGAUUAUUAUGUAUAUUCUUCGACACUCCAGGGCGCUGCGGGCCCCGCAGAAUCUACGUUUAUAGGUACUUCAAUAGUUGAUGAUAUGAUGGUAUACCCUUCUGUUCUGGAAAAUAUGGAUUCAUAUAGAUCCGAGGAAACACAAAUCGGUCUUGAUGAUUCUGUGUCUGGCUUGACAAGCGUGGUUAGCUAUGUAUCUAUUUCUUCAGUAGUAGAGCUGCAUACUUCUUUGAAUUCAUUAGCAACUGGUUUGGUUGAUGAACCAGGUAUAAUUUUCACUCAUAUUGAAUCUCUAGAAUGGCAUGAAGGGGAAGGUAUUAAUGGUAGCCUACCUUUAGAUCCGCUUUGGAACACUAGUGUGGGUUGGGAAAUGCAACCCGGUCGUUUACAGGGUUUUAACUUUUCAUUGACUUUACCUGAUGUUUUUGGAUUUUAUUCUUCAAACUACGGUAAUUCCAAGCGUGAUAGUGUCGAUUUGAUUUAUUUAGCAGUUGAUGAUGUUAAUUACGCACAAUGUAUGACUAUGCCAGGUUCAUU
Molecule: messenger RNA, 8376 nt
Organism: Scheffersomyces coipomensis
Lineage: Eukaryota; Fungi; Ascomycota; Pichiomycetes; Serinales; Debaryomycetaceae
Exons: 2
Source: RefSeq, a predicted model, not a curated record